Molecule: messenger RNA, 936 nt
Organism: Oldenlandia corymbosa var. corymbosa
Lineage: Eukaryota; Viridiplantae; Streptophyta; Magnoliopsida; Gentianales; Rubiaceae
Source: the annotation of a GenBank genome assembly
AUGUCAUCUGGAGUUGCUGGUUGUACACAAAUCGCUUCAAAGAGUGUAGAGGGUCGCAUGGAGGCUCAAGUACAGCUCAUGAAGAGUCAAAUUGACUUCCUACAUGAAGCUUUGGCCGAGGUUAAGGAGGCAAACCGAGACUUGUCUCAAAUGCUUUCAAAUCAGCAAGAUAAAGCUACGGUAAGUUUUGAGAAAAUUGCUGAAAAUUUAAGAGUCUUAUGUGAUCGUUUUGAAGUUAAACAAGUACCCUCGUAUGCUGGAAUGUUGCAAGUGUCAUUGCCUUUGUUUUAUGGUUGUCAUAGAGAAUAUGAUACUUGGGAGAAGAGCAUAGAAAAUUUGUUUGUGUUGCUUAACAUAGAGAAAGAGAGUGAGAAAAUAGCCUUAGCUAUAGAUUGUUUUCGUUCUAAUGCUUUGAAUUGGUGGAAGCUAGUUUCAAAUAUCUAUUCACAUCAUUGGUUUCGUAAUUUGGAUGAUUGGAAUGAUUUGAGAAGUGCUUUGCGAGAAAGAUAUGCUGGUACUAACACCUUUGAUGAAGCAAAAGUGAAGUUGCUCAAUUGUAAGCAGAAUGGUAGAUCCAUUCAAUCUUACUUUGAGGAAUUAGAGGGUUGUUUCGAGUUCGAAGUGGAUGAGAACGACUACAUGUUGACAGACCGUUUCCACUAUGGCUUGGACAAGUGUUUCAAACAACAUCCAAAGAUAAGGAGACAAUCAAGGCUCUAUGAGGCAUACUAUGCUGCCUUAGAAGUGGAAAGAGAGCAUGAUACUUCUUGUGGUUGGAAUGGUCCAAUUGAGGAUCAGGGGGAGUUGGUUCAAGAGAGCUAUGAUCAAGGUGAUGAGAAUGUCAUUAACUUUGGGGUGCAAACCAAAGGAGAUGAAGACCUCAUGGAAAUAAGUCUUGAAGAGUAUCAAGAGAGUUUGACUCUGUGUGCUCUAUGA